AUGGAGAUGGAUGAAAGAUUUUCACACAUUGCAAAAGACCCGCGUUUUAAGGUAAUGCUUUAGUAGUAGCGAUCAGAAAAAUAUGUAGCACAUGAGUGGAAAUUUUUAACUCAACGUUAAUUCAGCUUAAAACUAAAUUAAUAGCACGUGUGGGCAAGGAAUUCAGUCCAAAAUGUGAUUUGUUAACUAUCUCUGUUCUGGACUAGAUUCCUCUCACUAGCUGCUAGUAUAAAUAGGAAAUUUAUGUAUAUCCAAUGCUUUGCUUUAUAAUACUGUGUUGUCUUCAUGGCUUGCAAACAAUUGAAACAAAUUUUGAUUAUGCAAAUAUUAGAAUUCUCUGUUCUGAUUUACAGUCGAUUUCACGAAACUUUGAACACAAUUGUUUCGAACUUCAAUGCGGAGUUUGUUGCGAAGUUCAAAAGUUCAUCAUGAGAUUCACAAACCAGUUUGUAAACUAUGCAUUUGAUUGGCUUCUUUUACUUCAGGGACUUUGUUUACAAAUUGGCUUGUGAAUUCCAAUAUGAACUUCUGAACUUCGCAACAAACUUGCGAACUUCGCAAUGAAGUUUGGAACAUUUGUGGUCAAAAUUUCAUGAAAUCUGUAACAAUAUCCUUAAAUAUACGAUUGUCGCUUUGCAGGUCGGCAAUUAGGUUGGCAUUGCCGUAUGCCCACCUGAGUUUUCCGAGGGCUGGACCUGCUGGUUACAUAUGUAAAUCUCUUAAUUUCAGUAUUAUAAUACUGUAGAAAAUUUGGUGUUUUGUAGAAAAUACCAAACAAGAAGAAAAAAGUCAAAAUAGACUCAAGAUUCCAGCAGAUGUUUAAUGAUGAGAAUUUUAACACAAAAUGUGAGUCUGUGUUAAAAUUUAUACUGUAAUCCUCUUUUCAUGCUGUAAUGGAUAUUGUAUGUUGAGAUCGCCAAUAAAUCAACUUGUGCACCCAAUUUAGGUUUCAUCACAUGAUGCAGAUGUAGUCUAUUGUAACUUUAAGAGUUUUUUAACUCAUUGAGUGGCAGCACUCUCCACUUGACGAGCAAAAUCAUCUGGCGUUAGACAGAGUAAAAUACUAAAGUAGGGUGCAUCAGGAUGCAUUGUCACUUAAAGGGUUAAGAGGAUUCAUGGGCAAGGGCAUAGGAACCAGGGGGCACAGGGGGCACGUGCCCCCCAAAUGUUUUCAAAGGACUAAAAGUGCCCUUUUUUGUGAUGAAAAGUGCCCUUUUUUGUGAUGAAAAGUGCCUUUUUGUACAAGCUACUGUCGCUGUAAAUACAUCAAAGGUGCCUUUUUUGUUUGGAAAUUUCCAAGUUUUUAAAAAAAUUUGGUCAAAAACGUGCAAUCUCGGUAUGGUACAACUGGGAAAAAAAUUUUAGGUGCCCUUUUCAAUACCAUAAAGUGCCCCUAGAAGCCAGUGCCCCCCAAUCUUUUGAUGCUUCCUACGCCCCUGUUCAUGGACAGUUUGUUUGGUUAACCCAUUGAGUGGCAGCACUCUCCACUUGAUGAGUAAGAUUGUCUGGCAUUAGACUGACUAAAAUACUAAAGUAGGGCGCAUCAGGGUGCAUGCAUUGCCACUUAAAGGGUUAAAUUAAAGUCACACAUCAGAAUGGUAGGAACCACAUCUUUGAAUGCAGGAAAUGCCACUUACGACAUACUGACUAAUCGUUUGUGAUUAUUAUAUAUUAUGAUUGUGAUUGACUGGAUGUUUCUUAUAAAAAAAAUGGUUGAAAUAUAAGAGAGUGAGUUAUAUAACUUAUAAGAGAGUGAGUUAUAAAUGUUGAAAUGUAAUAAAACAUCAUAUUUCAAUAAUAGAUUUUGUUGACAAACGAGGUCGUAAAGUGAAGGAAAGUGCAAACGAAGACCUUUCAAAUUUUUAUGAAUUAUCUGAUGAAGUUGGUAGGUGUACUACACUGAAUAAUUACUGUACUUUGUGGAUCAUAAGUGUGAAUGCACGCAAAAAUUAAAAUCACUUACAGAUAUUGUUCCUGCGAGGAUUUGAAGACCUAGUGCACACAAUGGAAAAACCUUAAUUAUAAUGUGGUUAAUUAAGCAGCAACUAGAGUUUGUUUAGUUUGAUUUAAUUUUGUUAAAUGAAUAGUUCAGUUUACAGAAAAUUUGUUUAUUUCACUUUACUAGUUUAUAUGUAGUAUUGUUAUAUUUUAGUUUAGUUUCAGGCACAAAAUAGUACCUUAUUCUGCAGUUUCAGGUGUAGCAAGAUUGUGUGUUUAUUUUGUUUUAAAUUUAGAUAAAAUAACAGAAGUAAAUAAAGACAAGAUUGUAAAUAGGUAGGUUAAAACCUUAAAAAAUAAGGAACUCACUGUUUGAAAUAGGUAGGAAAUCAUUGAUUAUAAAACAAUUAUUUCAGAUUCCACCAAAAAAUAACCCUCAUCCAUAGGUUGCUAUUAAUAUAGUUGCUUCAAUGUACAAAAUCGAGUAUCUCUAGAAGAAAUAUGCGCGCAAAUUUAUGAUCAAUUUAGUAAUAAUGCAGGUGUUACAAGGUUGUAGGUUUUUCAAAAGAAGUAAAUCAAGAAGCUAAAACAUUUAUCAGUUUAAGCAAAAGCAGAUCAAAACAGAAACUUACUUCGUGCAGGUUUUGUGUGUACAUAGUUUAUGAAAAGUUGAUUCAUCUAGGGAAGAGAGUUCAGAUUCUGAUGAUGAUGGUAAGGUAGUAAGUAAAAAACGAAAGAAAAGGAAGACUAAAAAGGAAAAAUCAACGUCAGAUGAUAAGCGAAAAAGAAGAAGGGAAAUGGAAGAAAAUGAAAUGGAAGAUGAACUACCAGAUGAUUUGGAAGUUUUAUCGGAAGAGAAUGAUGUAAUUAGUGUGAGUGCUGGCUUUCCUAUUUCUUGUUGUAAAAUCAUAGGUAGAAUAGACUUGCUUUGUUGGAACAACCACGUUAGACGUCUGCUGCAGGAAUGUACCAUCUUGUGCAGCUUUACGUAUGUACAUUUAGAAUAUUGAAUCUGAGGCAGACAACUGGCAAGACUUUGAUGCUGAUGCGCCAACAACCGAAAACUCGACCAGGAGACUGGCCAUUUGUAAUAUGGACUGGGAUAAGAUUACUGCGAAUGAUCUUUUUGGUAGGUGUAGACCUUUAGCAUAGAAAAGAGGUUUAAUCUACAUGUAUGGUAGACUAACUUUUUUUAUAUAAACUCAGUCAUUUCUAAGCUGUUGGUGAUCUAACAAAAGAAACACAAAUUAACUUUCUUUUGCUGCAAAAUUCAUUUUUGGCAGAGCAUUUGGGAUCUUUUCAAAUUGAAUAAAAUUUAGAAAGACCUUCAUUAUUUUCUUUGACAGUUCUUUUGCAAUCCUUUGUUCCAUCUGGUGGAAGUAUUAACUCAGUCAAAGUAAGUUAAGCAAUAGUCUUGCAGACUCAACAAUCACACUUUAAGUAACAAUAGAUGAUGUUAACGAUCUCGGAGGUGAAAGGCCCGGUCGCUCUGACAACCGCAACUACAAUCGUACAACAGAAAUGUAAUUAUUCCUAGAUCUAUCCAUCAGAUUUUGGAUUGGAACGAAUGGAACGCGAAGAUGAGAUUGGACCGACAGAACUUGUUUCUGUUGAAGAAGAUAAUGGUAGCAAAGACCAGGUACAGAACAUGUAAUAAUCAAACCCUCUCUUCUUCAAAAUGUUUCGCUGAGUAAUCUUUGUUUCUUCUCACGUGCAGGAGGAAGAGUAUAAUAAAGAGAAGUUACGUCAAUAUCAGUUGAAUCGAUUGAAAUAUUACUACGCCGUUGUCGAGUGUGAUUCUCCAGGUAGCCGAAAAUUACCUGCAUAGCUCUAUCACUUCUAAACAGUUCUCCCUAGAGGUCCAGUAAGGGCCACUCCUUAAUGACCUGUGUUACUACAGGAAAAAAUCAGAGUACCGGUAUUUGUAGAUUUGAAUUGGAAACACUCUUUCCACUCAAGAAAAAUUUCCAAGGACAGAGAAUUUCCGAAAAUAUCAUUGUUAAAAGUUGAAAAUUUUAAAAGUUGAAAACUUUCAACUUCAAAAUUUUUUCCGACGUAAAAUUUGUGUUGGCCAAUCACAUUUUACAAAAUUUUCUUUCUGCGGAAAUGGGCCUCAAUAAGCCACGAAAGCGAAACUAUAACGUCUCUAAUUGAUGUCAGUAUGUUGUAAAAGGGUUAAUAUUUUUAAUAUUGGCCAUCUCACACUCCUUAUUAGAAACUGGAGAGAAAAUUUACGAAGAAUGUGAUGGUAUGGAAUACGAAGCAAGCUCGUCUCACUUGGAUCUCAGAUUUAUUCCUGAAGAUAUGACAUUUGAUCGUGAACCCACUUCACAAGCGACUGAAAUGCCCUCUGCUGAGAGCUAUGAACCAUCUGAGUAAGUUGUUUCAUGGUUGACAAGAACACUGCUCGAACCGCUCCAGAACAGAAAACGGGACAACCGGCAAUAAUGUAGCCUGAGGCCUUUUCCGCAUCUCGCCUCCCUAAUUUUCGCUGCCCGCGGAAUCCGCCAGCUAGUCAGAAUGUAUAUUAGAUUUCUUUGUGGAAACACCACGUAAAUUUAUUACUGCAAAGCUUUCGAUCCGUAAAUACGUGGUGUUUCCACAAACAAAACUAUUAUAUAUUUCAUCGCCAUGCAAACUUACAAAGAACUUGCUUGUGUGGUGUUACUCUGAGUGUAUAUCCACACCGGGCAGGCCCAAAACAUAUGCCUGGCCACGGUGGGAUUCGAACCUACGACCUUUGGAAUACUUAAGCCCAAAGAACUUAGUCAGAAUGUAGUUCUCGUAAUUCUCAUUUUUUUUUUCAGGUUCAUCACGACAGCUUUACAACAGUCCACAGUUCAACUGACAUGGGAUGAGACGGAUCCUCGCCGUGUUCAGACUACAAUGAAAAAUUUCAGUAAAGAUGAUAUACUAGACAUGGACUUCAAGGCUUAUCUCGCCUCCUCCAGUGAUGAAGAGAGUGACGGCGAGAUUGAGGAGACUGGGAACAAGAAAGAAAACGAAGAUAGACAAAUAGCCAAAUACAAGGUAAGGAGCAUUGUGGAAGUUAUUGAAAACUAUCCAGAAAUGAUGUUUGCGAUGUUACUCUGAGUGUAUAUCCAUGCCGGGCAAGCUUGAAAAAUAUGCCUAUCCACGGUGGGAAUCGAACCUACGACCUUUGGAAUACUAGCCCAGCCUAUCCAGAAAUGUUUAUCCAGAAAUGUUAUCCGGAAAUGUUAUCCAGAAAUGUUAUCCAGAAAUGGAUAUCCAGUUGACUUGAGCCUUUCCAGGAAUGUUUCCUCGACAAGUUGACUUGAGCCUUUCCAGAAAUGUUUCCUUGACAAGUUGACUUGAGCCUAUCCAGAAAUGUUUCCUCGACAAGUUGAUUUGAAAGUUUUAUUUGGCGACAAGAACGAUGCAACGACGACGAUUUUCAUGUCAGACGUACAAAUGAACAUGCAAAUAAAAUAAGUUUUCUUUGUUCAAAAACUGACAUAACUAGUCGUCUUACAUGAAAAGACUUGCAAGAAAAAAUUGCUCGCAUGUGCCUGGGUUUAUUAUAUUCAGUUCAGUCUUGUGUAUAUACUAAAACUGUCUGUACCAGUGUAGGUAGUACCAAUGUGAAAAUGCUGUGCUGAGUGGUUAUAUUACUACCUUAAAAAAUAAGCAGAAACUCAAAGUUUCUGUGAUCACAGUAGGAAUUUUGCAUGGGUAAACUCUAAAUUUUGAAGGAUUUGUAAGAAAGGUAACUGGUCGUUUCGUCCCCUUGCCGUUUCGUCCCCGGUGGGCCGGUCGUUUCGUCCCCUUGCCGUUUCGUCCCCUUGCCGUUUCGUCCCCUUGCCGUUUCGUUCCCUUCACGUUUCGUCCCCAGACUAGAUACUGUUUUAUCUGUAUAACCUACUUCCUUAAUACAAUAUAUCUUACUUUUUGAGAUUGUAUCUCAGUGGAUUGUAUGCCUGGAUAAUACACAUUUUUGUAUUUAAAUUCCGAAACUUUGAAAUGUAACUUAAAUAUUUGGCUUUUAUUUCACAAUAUUAAUAUUGCUGUUGUCAGUGACUAUUAUAUAGUGACACUUGACUUUACUUUAUUUUAAUUGGAACUGAGUCUGAGGAAAACUAGACCAAUGACAGAAUGACUGUCAUUAGUGAGCUUAAGAUCGCAAUGUUUUUGACAACAUGGAUGUCAGUUCGUCGAGGGGGACUGAAUUAAAAACUGUGUUUUUGUCAGUUUGUGGUAAUCUUCAACAUAUAGGACAAAACCUAAAGGCCCUGUCAUACUAUUGCGUAUCGUACUAGCGUAUGCCAGCGUAUGAAAAAUAUCACUCGUACGCCGGUAUACGCUGACAUACGCUAGGGCUACGUUAGGCAUAGGUUGUAUACGUUUCAAGCACGGUCGCAUACGGUGGCAUACGCUCAUGGCAUACGGCGAGGCAGGAAAUUUUUUUUAAGCAUGUUCAGAAAUUUUGUGCGUAUUAAUAUCGGACGUAUGCUUUAUACGAUAAGCAUACUCUAGGCACACGCUGAAUACGCUAGAGGUACUCCAGAUGUACGGUACUCAUACGCUGGCAUUUCAAAGGAUUUUUGUGCUAUGAAAAUUAUUUCAUUGAUUUUCAUACGCUUCUCAUACGUUUCUCUCACACGCAAUAGUGUGACAGGGCCUUAAGAUUUUUGCUUCCCUAGACGAGCGCCAUAUGAUACAAAAUGCCGCCAAAAUUAGUCCUACCAAUUUUCGUCGAGUGGGGACGAAACGUGAAGGGGACGAAACGGGCAAGGGGACAAAACGACCAUAAAGCAUUUCGAUUGUAAGGUGAUUGCCAGUGUAAGUUUUAUGUAAAUAUCAUGGGUAAAUAUCAUGGAUUUUUGAGCAUCUAACUUGAUAGAACUAAUUAUGCCCUUUUGCCAUGUAUGCAAGUAGUAUAGGAAACCCACACGAACAGAAUCGCAUAUAUAUAUAUAUAUAUGGCAUUUGCAUAUAUCGAGAUAUUAGACGCGAGAUAAUAACAUGUGGCCAUGACUCGAUGAUCUUAAAACGUUAAGAUGACGAUCUCAGGGUCACGAAUUGAGCCGCCCUUGAGUAUGAUAUAUACCGCAUAUGCAAUAACGUUGAUUAACCAUGCAAAAAAUAUGCGUUAUAACUUAUGUAAACACGAUCAUGAUAAUUAUAUUACAUUUUGAAAUUUUUCAGUAUCAAAUCAACAAGAGCCUAUAAGCUGCAACCCUUACUGGCUUCAAAAACAUUUUCAAGCCUAUAUACGGUGUUUGCAUUCCGUUUGAAGCGCUAUGCCAGGCUUGAUCCGGACUAGUUAGGCCAUAAAUUAUAUUAACAAGAGCUUCGGAAUUAUAUAUACUAUAGAAGCUUAUUUUCAAAUCGUAAAUGACGUUAAUUGAGAGCUGAAAUUACAAACAAUAUAGCUUAAAAAUACAAAAGGUAUGACGUUGGAUCAACAUGUUGAUCACGUCUAACUGGCCUUAAAGCAUAAAGAUUAUAUAAGAAUAAUUUAUAAUUCACUGCAGACAGCCUCGUACACAAGUCAACUGACUUCUGGACCCAACGAAAUGCUUCCUAUAAGACCCGUUAUUCUUGUUGACAAAUGUGUUUCUUAGGUGCGAUUUUCUUCUUGUGAUAGAUAUGAACGAGUGGAUUCGUUAUGAAUGUCCAGAUGAGGGUACAUGCAUAUCCUCUUGCAGAACAUUCGUAACUCAUCUACUCGUUCACAUCCAUCAGAAGGAGAAAAUCCCACUAGAAAUCGCGACAAAAAUUGCAAGAGCGAAUGGGCUUCAAUGUAUAUGCAUAAAGGUAAAAUUGAAUACCGAAUGCCUUACGCGCGGGAUCAAUUUGAUGUCUAUAUAUAAACUAUAUCUGAGGUAAACGAUUUAUGGUUUGAAUUAAAUUUGGUUAUUUUUAUAGUCUGAAAAUUGGACCAGUUUAUGAAUGAAAAAUUCAACCCCAAUACAAUAGAAAUUCACUUUUGCAUAUUUUUAUUGAGAUCACUUUGCUCUCCUCAACUGAAUUUCCCUUCGCAACAGUCUGACAAGGAUUGAGUAUCGAAUAUUGUGUGAGACAUGAUAGUAGUAUGUAUAUGCUUCCAUAGGUCAGUUCGGUCCUCGGAGCAAAAAAAGCUUGCCGAGAAAAAGUCGUAUAUGAUGAUGGCGAUAACAUGCAAUUAGACGAAUGGCUUCGAUCCAAACGUCGACGAUUUUCCAUUCUUUUUCAAGCGUAGUUCAGAUACAAACCACGGCAGUUUAUGCAUCGAUCUUGUUAUGUAUAGCUACUAAAUUCAGUAUAUAAUUCAUAAUUUCCAGUCCUCUAUAGGAGCUGACCGUGUAUAGUCAUUUAUCAGAGCUGCCGUUUCAAAGGUCGCGGGUUCGAAACCCACCCACAGCAGACAAAAUGUACUGCUUGCGUGGUUUGAACACAUUUCGUCUUAUCAUAUAUUAUACCGACUGAACAAUAUCACAGCAUAUAACUAUAUAUAUAUAUUUAUUUAUAUAACUAUAUAUAUAUACACUAACUUUAUGUAUUUUCCACGCACCAGCUUUUCAGUCAUAACUAUACUGUAUAUCAGACAUUUAACAUUGCUUUUAAAUAACCGCGCUUACCUUUGUCCUUGUGGCUCGUGGCAACGCAUCUUUGGAUGGCCCCGUGGCUAACAUCUUGAAAAUACUUCUCAUUCGGAGGGCUAAUUUUGCAACAGUUGUAUAGCGCCUUCCCAAAACUAUGCGUGUAGAAAAUCUUGGUUUCUUCUGCCCUCAAACUUUUGCCGAUUAAACGCUCGCGUGGGUUAAAGUCAUCCAUUUCAGUACAAUACAAAAUGGGCCUUGCUUCUCCUUAUCAGGCUUGAUAGCGUGCGUUUCGAAGGCUCGAACAGUCAAGGUGACACUAUAGAAAAGUAGUAAACAUUGUUAUUUAAAAGUUACCUUAUUAAAAUUAUCAGAAUAAAUAUACAGUAUUGAAAAGGAAAAUAUAUAGGAGUAUAAUUCUGAAUUUUGACAUACCUUGGGCUGUUUAGAUUCAAAGACAAAGAUGAAACUUUAGCGCCUCGCUGCUUAGAUGCAAAGACUGAUUAGUGAACAGGCAGGUUGCGUUUAUCGCCGGCGUAGUUCUAAGCGAGCCCCACUAGCCUUUUAAUAGGCUUUUUCAACGUGCUUAAUAACGAAAAUUGAAUAUUAACGCGUCAUCAAGUGCCUUAUUUUUAAUCAUGAAAUAGCAAGUGCGUAACAAAUUGGAAUCCUGUUUGAAUUAUUAGCAUCGAGUGGCCAUCGAUGCAGGGCGUUGAGCGGAAGCGCGAGGCAAAGUGGUAUAAUGCAGAGAGUAGAUAAGUCGCUGCUCGCGAACACAACGUGUCAAUGGCGGGGAAAAAAAAUACGAACUUUAUAAAAGGUUUCAGAGUAUAAGAACUGCUAGAAGCUUAUUAAAAACAUGUGAAAACCUAUUCGCAAUACUAAAUGCUGUGUUCUAAAAGGUAUCGUGAAGAUUUUUGAAACGUUUUCGUUGUUUUCUCCGGCUUUUAUCGGCAGGCAGAAGGUCGAGUGUUGAACGGUUAAGUGGAUAUCAGCACGCAUAUUUAAAAGGAUGUUAUCAAAAACAGCGCAGUCAGCCAGAUGGUUUGCUCUCAUGCGAGCGCCUUGUAAAACACGAACUCAGGAAAUCGUGAAAACGGAUUCCGGAACGCAUUCACGGAUCUUUUCCACUCAUCGCAAAAACUAACUUGCAAGCUCUCUGCGAAUGCUUUGCAUCUAAUUAAAGGCAAGGGGCAAGGGCCAAGGUAAGGGGCAAGGGCCAAGGCAAGGGCCAAGGCAAUGGGCAAGGCAAGGGCCAAGACAAGGCAAGGCAAGGUAACUAUUUAAACACGCUAACCCCUUCAAUGUAAAUUGAUUUCCAACGAAGGCGUGUAAAAUUUAAAAUUACAAAGCUAAGCCUAAGGAUAUAGAUUUAAAUUACAUAACGUAUAUUACAGAGGCGGAUCAAUUCUCAUCUGACGUGGGGUGAGGGGCGGAUCAGUGCUCCCCUGGGGUGGGGUGGGGUGAGGGGUGCAUUGGUGCGCUAUCAAAGGGGCCGACCGGACUGUUGUAUAUUUUUACUAUAUUAGAAAUAUAAGUAUAUCAGAAAUAAAAUCACAUCAGGUAGAAGCGAAUAGGCAAUUCCAGCUUUUAGUUUAUUCGUGCAGAAGUAAGGCAUCGUAUUGCUGAUUAUGCUGAAAAAAUAAAAAUGGUGGCCGUGUAAACACGGAGUGAUAGCUUAUACUCGUAAAUAUUGAAAGAUUUCGUUCUUUCGGCAGUUUUUAUUGAAAUUUUUCAGCAUAAUCAGCAAUAUUAUAUUGUGAUGAUACCUUACAUCCCAUCACCUCCUGCGCGCAUAAAUUAAAAGCUGGAAUUGCCUAUUGAAACGUGCUAAGCUCUCAGCGUUUCUAAUAGUUCAAUGGGUAAAUUCUUUCAUAACCCAUACUCUUUCUUAAAUAUUCCCUUUUAGAAGAGGAAGAUUUAGCCUCAUGUCAGAAUUUCGCACGUUGUAGUCAUGAGGUCUGACAACUGAAACACUGGACAAUAUUUCAAUAAGCACCGCAGGAAACUGUCAUGCAUUGUGACUGGAGACUCGUAGCCAGCUUGUGAGUGGACUCUUACGAUGAGUGAAAAAUAGCCUUAAGAGCGUCUAGUUUCGACAGGCAACUGACGUACAAAAUAUUUCAAAUAUAGCCAAAAUUAGAACCGUACAAAAUAUCUUAAUCGCAGCUGGAUAUUAUGUUGAAUUUUAA
Molecule: messenger RNA, 10672 nt
Organism: Paramuricea clavata
Lineage: Eukaryota; Metazoa; Cnidaria; Anthozoa; Malacalcyonacea; Plexauridae
Source: the annotation of a GenBank genome assembly